Messenger RNA from Gaeumannomyces tritici R3-111a-1, 879 nucleotides. RefSeq lists its product as hypothetical. Bases 1 to 879 code for a protein of 292 amino acids. The record is from RefSeq and is a predicted model, not a curated record. Lineage: Eukaryota; Fungi; Ascomycota; Sordariomycetes; Magnaporthales; Magnaporthaceae. The transcript is spliced from 3 exons.
AUGAUGCACGACUCCACUGCAAGGGUCCAAGCCCCUCCACAGGGCGACGGGCUGGGAACCAAUGGGAAAGCGCGCUUCCCUGGCAUCAUCCCCUUUUCGAGCGUCGCGACUGCAGCCAAGGCCAUGGUGUUGCCCUUGGAGCGACGGUUGAACACGAUUUACUUGGCAAAUGCUCAAUCUCGAACGGGCGUGACGGGCGACGACGACGAGCAGACUCAGCACCUGCACCAGACGGGCAGCCUUGCCACAAAGCGGGGGUUCGACUCGACAUGGAACCCUUUGCGGCUGCGAUUUCCAAACACCGUCCCUGGUCGCCAAGAUUUAGACCUGUCAGGCAAAACGCCAACCUGUGACGAGGCGGAGCCUGCAGUGGGCGUUGUGGGCGCACACCAGCAUCAGGUACCGUGGUACAACAACUCUUUGCUUUCUCUUGUUUGGGCAACGUGCUCGCUCGAGGACCUUGGCCAGCCAGGAACGGGAGAACCACAAACGCUUGUGGGUGCUGCCAGCCCAACUGCGGCCACGAUCGCUCCCGGAUUAAUGGAUCGCAUCGCCCUACCAUGCGGCGGCUCGCUUGUCUGGGCGCCCAAGCCACCCCCGGUCGUGAUUGUGGCUGGCGGCCGACUCAUGCUAGCUGCCCUGAAAUGCGCCCUGAACGUGCUCGAGAGAGAGUUGCGGUACCUGCGUCCAGCAUCAGAUGCCGGGUUCCGGCUUCCCACCCACAGACGUCGCGGGCUAGAAACGGUGGCGGCUGCCGCUCCUGCUGGCCAGCCCGCACGCACCCAAUCCCACCCCGCGCCUGCAGGAAGGCCCGGCCGCGUUGAGGCAGGAAGCUUUUCAAGAUUGCCGCCCCCCCAGCCGCCACUCCUGCCAGAUUAG